This is a messenger RNA of Suillus clintonianus, 258 nucleotides long. RefSeq lists its product as uncharacterized. NCBI's taxonomy places the organism in Eukaryota, Fungi, Basidiomycota, Agaricomycetes, Boletales, Suillaceae. The transcript has 2 exons. The record is from RefSeq and is a predicted model, not a curated record. The coding region runs from base 1 to 258 and encodes 85 amino acids.
AUGAGCAGAUUGGUUGGGGGGCAGUUGGGGGGGUGUCAUAGCGCACACCCUGGUUUUUCUGGGGAAGAGCGACCAUCCCAACCUCGGAUUGUGUCCCCUCUUCCCCCAGAUUUUGAAUUUCAAUAUUCAUAUGAUGAAGAUGAUCAAAUGGCGGAGAAAGCUUUAUAUGUUGGCACCGGCUUGAGUGAUAGUAGUGCAUCAGUGGAUGACGGGAUCACUCCUAAGGUAUAUGCCCACCAGCUAAAUGGAGUGCGCUAA